Messenger RNA from Diversispora eburnea, 2076 nucleotides. NCBI's taxonomy places the organism in Eukaryota, Fungi, Glomeromycota, Glomeromycetes, Diversisporales, Diversisporaceae. The record is from the annotation of a GenBank genome assembly.
AUGCAUAUGGUUCAAACUUUCGAUGCUUCCAAUUUCCACCACCGGAGUUGGAUAUGGUUUCCCGUUGAAUUGAUUGCUUGUGCGAGUGGAGGUCGUCGGCGAUUUAUUGUGCGUGAGGGUCGAGAGGAAUUUCGUAGGCUUCGAUUUUUCCGUCGAUUAAAUGCUUCUCUUGAAAUGUGUGGAAUUUUAUUUAGCCUGGAACGUCGCAGUGACACAAAAAUUACUUUAUCGGAUAAUAAUUAUUUUCACGAUGAAUUGUGGAAUCGAUUGAUUAUUCAAAAUAAAAACCGAGGUCCUGAUAGUCAAGAGUUAUUUCCUUUAUCAUUUAAAUCAUCUAUAUUUCCUAAUAAUGGAAUUUUUAUGGAAUUUUAUGGGGCGGUAUUGCAUUUACGUGGUGAACGUGUCAUAAAGCAACCUUUCAUAAGUGAUGAUCAAGAUAUUUUGUUAUUGAAUGGAGAAAUAUUUGAUGGUUUGAAUGUACCUACAGGUGAAAAUGAUACCAUACAAUUAAUCAAAGCACUAAAAGAGAAUGAAAAGCAAGAUUGUGUUACUGACAAGGAUGAUUACUGUGUCCUCAGUAUACUUCAAAAGAUUGAGGGUCCUUAUUCAAUUGUUUAUUGGCAGAACUCAAAGCGAAAGUUAUGGUUCGGGCGUGAUUGUUUAGGAAGGAGAUCUUUAUUAUGGAAUAUUCCAUUUGCUGAUGAGAAUUUUUUAUUAACUUCGGUUGGAUGUAAAAUACCUAAUGAAUUUUUGAAUACCAUAACGACAGAAUCUUAUCUCCAAGAGGUUCCAGCUGAUGGAAUUUAUUGCUUAAAUGUGGGAGAAAUGUUAUCUUCAAAUGAUAUGUCAGGUGAAGAAUUAUUCCGAGUUGGGAAGGAAAGUUUGUCUUCUAAAAAUCCAAUUAAUGUUAUACGUGUGUUUAUUUUUAAUUUCAUGUUUAGAGCCAUUAGAAAAAUUUCUAAAACACUACAAAAAUUACCAUUCGAUAAAUUAAAUAAUGCAAUUCCUAAUCAAAAUGAACUUUCAGUAUUACCAGAAUUAUUGGCAGAUAUUCCAUUAGAUUCUAUCAUUCCCCCAAUUUCUUCGGAAAUGAAAUUAGUUAUAGAUCAGAUGAUUGAUGAAUUAAGUGAUUCAGUACGUCGUCGCGUCGUAGAUAUUCCAAGAAUUGGAUCAAAACGUGAUGCUCGUGUCGCCAUAAUGUUUUCUGGUGGAUUAGAUUGUAUUUGUCUUGCAGCAUUAGCAGAUAAAUUUAUUUCACCAGAAGAAUCAAUAGACUUGAUUAAUGUUGCAUUUGAAAAUCCUAGAAUUCAACAAGCCAAAUCUGGAAAAAAGAAAAAAAAUGUUCAAGAUGUUCAAAGUAUUCAAGGGAAUACAAAUUCAAUAUAUGAUGUACCUGAUAGGAUUACAGGAAGGCAAGGUGUUAUUGAAUUGAGAAAAAUUUCACCAAAUAGGACAUGGAACUUUAUAGAAGUAAAUGUUUCAUAUAAUGAAGCAUGUGAAUAUAAAAAUGAAAUAUUGAAAUUGAUGGCUCCUUCUGAUACAAUAAUGGAUUUGAGUAUUGCAAUGGCAUUUUGGUUUGCUGUAAGAGGCAAAGGUCAAAUUAAAUGCUUAGUAGAUGGAUCAGAGAAAAUGGUAGAUCAUGAAAGUAAAGCAAGAGUAGUACUUGUUGGAGUAGGUGCAGAUGAGUUAUUAGCAGGAUAUUCGAGACAUCGUGAAGCAUUCAAACAAGGUGGUUGGGAAAAAUUAAUUGAAGAGGUACAAUUGGAUGUGAACAGGAUAUCAAAAAGAAAUUUGGAUGAUAGAAUAAUUUCAUCACAUGCAAAAGAAUCCAGAUUUCCAUAUUUAUCUACAAAAGUUGUUUCAUUUUUGUGUUCAUUACCAAUACAUUUUAAAGCUGAUAUGAGAUAUCCAAGAGGUAUUGGAGAAAAAUUAUUAUUAAGACAUGUAGCAAGAAAAUUAGGAUUAUUAAAGGCUAGUGUGUUGUAUAAAAGAGCUAUACAGUUUGGAGCUAGAACUGCUAAAAUGACUAUUGAACAAAAGGGAGAAAGAGGAAACAUGAAAGUUAUCGAUGAGUAG